UAGUUAAAUAUAAGAUAGUUUGAAAGUGGGAACACUAAUGGUUGGAAAAAUCAGAGGUUUCAUACAUUAGAUGCUACCUGGACUGUAUCUCAUUUAUUUAUUUAUUUAUUUUUGAUUCUGCAGUAGCAAUUUAUUUAUUUAUUUUAAAAGUCUUUUUUUUUUUAUUAUAACUUUUUAUUGACAGAACCCAUGCCAGGGUAAUUUUUUACAACAUUAUCCCUUACACUCACUUCUGUUCUGAUUUUUUCCCUCCCUCCCUCUACCCCCUCCCCAAGAUGGCAAGCAGUCCGAUAUAUGUUAAAUAUGUCACAGUAUAUUCUAUGUGUGCAGAACCGAACAGUUCUCUUGUUGCACAGGGAGAGUUGGAUUCAGAAGGUAGAAAUAACCCCGGGAAGAAAAACAAAAAUGCAAACAGUUUACAUUCUUUUUCCAGUGUUCUUUCUUUGGGUGUAGCUGCUUCUGUUCAUCAUUGAUCAGUUGGAACUGAGUUAGAUCUCUUUGUCAAAGAAAUCCACUUCCAUCAGAAUACAUCCUCAUACAGUAUUGUUGUUGAAGUGAUCGCCUGGUUCUGCUCAUUUCACUUAGCAUCAGUUCAUGUAAGUCUCUCCAAUCCUCUCUGUAUUCAUCCUGCUGGUCAUUUCUUACAGAACAAUAAUAUUCCAUAACAUUCAUAUACCACAAUUUAUUUAGCCAUUCUCCAAUUGAUGGGCAUCCACUCAGUUUCCAUCUUUUGAAUCCAAUUUAUCUUUGCCCUCUCUCUCUCAAGUACUUCCUUUCAUGGGCUGUGGUAGCCCAGCAAAACUCAACUUCUUCCUCCACGUAAUGCACAGACUACCCUAGAUUAAGGUUCUCAGCUCAGCUUGUAGAAACCCUUUCCAUUCUUCAAGGUCCAGUCCAGACACCAGCUUCUCUGGAAAGUCUGCUCCAUUGUCUCCCACCCCAACAGAAAACAAUCUGCCUCACAUUUUCCUGGAGCUCUUUGCAUCUUUCUUUUGGUUCUGCUAUUUUCUACAUUAUAUCAUUUAUUUGUGUACCUAUAUACUGCAAGUACUUGAAAAUCCUGGACUUAGUGCUAUAGGGCAACAGGGUCCUGUGAGUGCCUAAUUAAAAAAAAAAAAUCACAACAUAUUUAGGUAAUUGAAUUGAACUGAAAUAAAUUUGACCCUAGCCCAAGUUUCCUAAAAUUUCCUUUCCCCUCCACUUCUUUCUUCUUCCCAACUAGAGACAGCAGGGAAUUGGGCUCUUGGCCAAGCGGCCUCAGGUGCUCCAUCCUUCUCCAUCAGUGAUCCACACACAAGUUCGCAAGGAAGCGAACCAGCAAGAGGAUGAGUCCUCCCAGCGGCCCAGAGCAGACCCGGAAGUAUUAUGGGAGGCUGUUGUUGCCCGGAGCGAAUUAGUGAGUGAUCCACUUCCGGCUGUUAGACUUCUCUGGGUUUUCCAGUCUCCAAACCAAACCUGAUUUUCCAGUUGGAGCAAGGAGAAGAACCAUGGGACCUGGAACAGCAGAGUACUGAGGAAAGAGAGGACACCUGGAAAGACUUGAAAAGAGCAGGAUUUCAAGUUUCCAAACCUGAGCUGAUUUUCCAACUGGAGCAAGAGGAAGAACUGUGAGACCUUGAUCUACAGAGAACUAAGAAAAGAGAGGAGAUCCUGAGAGACUUCAGUAGAAAUUCUGAGAUAAGGACUGAGAACAAUAUCAUUUCAAGAUAUAGAAGAUAUAGAAUUAUACGGAGAGAUAUCAAAAAUACUUCUAAAGGUCAUUCCUCAAAAAUAUGGUUUUGAAAAAACUUGUGAAACAGAACGAAAUUUAUUGAGUCAACAGGGAAACUCUUCAGAGUUAAUUUCACUGGAGAAAAACUUCAAGCCAAUAACUGUGACCCAUAAGCAAAAUUCUAUGGAGGAAAGGAGCCUGGAAUUUUGGAAAGACUCCAUUAUGAAUUCAGACCUUAAUAUCCUUCAAGAUAAUACUGUAGGACAGCAACCCCAUAAAUGUAAUGUCUGUACCCAAAACUUCAGAUACAUUUCUGAUCUUAUUCAUCACCAGAGAAUUCAUACUAGGGAGAAAGCUUAUAGAUGUGAUGAAUGUGGAAAAGACUUUAGAAAAAGCUCACAACUUAUUCAGCAUCAUAGGAUCCAUACUGGAGAGAAACCCUAUAGUUGUGAAGAAUGUGGCAAAGCCUUUAGUCAGAGCUCUCAACUUAUUCGACAUCAGAGAACUCAUACUGGAGAAAAACCAUAUAAAUGUGAUGAAUGUUGGAAAGACUUUAGUCAGAGAGCAAAUCUUAUACAACAUCAGAGCAUUCACACUGGUGAGAAACCUUAUGAAUGUGAUGAAUGUUGUAAAGCCUUCAGUUUGAACUCACAACUUAUUCGACAUCAACGAACUCACACUGGAGAGAAACCCCACAAAUGUUGUGAAUGUGGUAAAGCCUUCAGCCAGAAAGGAAAUCUUAUUCAGCAUCAGAUAACUCAUACUGGAGAGAAACCCCAUGAAUGUAAUGAAUGUGGAAAAGGCUUCAGUCAGAGAGCGAACCUUGUUCAACAUCAGAGAACUCAUAGUGGAGAAAAACCCUAUGAAUGUAAUAUAUGUGGGAAAGGCUUUAGUUGGAGUUCUCGACUUAUUAGACAUCAGAGGACCCAUACUGGAGAAAAACCCUUUGUAUGUGAGGAAUGUGGUAAAGCUUUCAGUGUGAACUCAGAACUUAUGUUGCAUCAGAGAAAUCAUACUGGAGAGAAUCCUUAUAAAUGUAAUGAAUGUGGGAAGGAUUUCAGUAGGAGUUCAAAUCUUAUUCAGCAUCAAAGAAUUCACACUGGAGAGAAACCUUUUAUGUGUAAUAAAUGUGGUAAACUCUUCAGUCAAAGAACAAAUCUCUUUAAACAUCAGAUAAUUCACUCUGGAGAAAAUUAAUAUAAGUAUAAUGAAUGAACAAAAGGCUUCCAUAAAGAAUACUUUUUGACUCUUAAUGGUCAGGUUAGAUUAAGAGAGUAGCUGUUCCCAGAAAUCAGUUGAAACUUACUAAUGUCUCAAAAUUCUUUGGAGAAAAUGGGAAAAAAGCCUUUUCAUCAAAGCUCACAACUUCAGAAAUUCACAUGAACCUAUAUACUGUAAUGAUUGGAAAUAUAUUUAGUUAGAACCCAAGUUUUAACAUCUGAAAUUUUGUAUAAGAGAUUUUCCUACCAAUAUGGGAGAGUCUUGGUGUCAGUGCAUCCUUUAGGAAUAUAGUAUUCACACUGGAAAGUGAUCAAAUAAGUGGAGAAAGCUACAGAAAGAUUCAAUGUAUUUACCCAAACUCAGAAGAUUCUUUAGGGCAAGGCUAUUUGGAAAUAUAGAAGUUAUUGGAAUCAGAUUAGAAAAACAUUGCUAAUCUCAUUUAUCUACUAGAAUUUGGAAGUAUCUUUAAAAAUUGUCAAGGUGAGAAUGAGGGUUUGAGGAUACAUUGACACACAGUAGGCCUGGACCUGAAAAAGGCCUGCUUGAAUACCAAGUAGCUUUUAGGGAGCAAAGUGAGACUCAAACCUUAUCUAGUAUCAGGGAAGACUAUCAAAAUUGACAUUAAUUAUCCUUAGCAGGAAACUAACAGAGAAGGAAAAUCAUGAAAAAUUGGUUUAACUGGAGAAGUAAUAUUAAUUUAAGUAACUUAAUGUGAAUUGUUUAUUUUGUAUGCUUAGUUGCCAAACAUUACUGUAACAAUUUUGCGUAAUACUACUUUUCAGAUUAACAUUGGUGUAGAUCAUAUUUGAGAACACAGCUUUGAAUGUUGAUCACAGAUGAACUUACCACAAUCAGUUGCCACUUAAAACUGUUAAAGAAAGAAAAAAAAAAAGCUCACAUUUAUAUGACAUUUUAAGGAUUACAAAGUGCUUUCCUUACAACAUUGUAGAGUUGUUGAUGGAUUGUAUAGUAUUUUUCUUUGUGAUAAAUUCCUUGUAAAACUUCAUCAAAACUUACUUGCUGCGAGUCAUCUCUGAAGGCAUAGAAUGAGUUUUGUAAUAACAGCAACAACUAACAUUUCUUAAUAGUGUUUGGGAUUUAUAAAACAUUUUUCUCCAUGAUAAGUGGUAAAAUAUUCUUAGUGUACAGAUGAAGAAACUGAAGCCCAAGAAGGUGAAGUAAUAAUAAAAAUGGUAACUGAUAUUCAAAUGGUGCUUAAAAAUUUGCAAAGCACUUUACCCAGAUUUUCAUAUUUGAAUCAUGUAAUAACCAGGUAAACUAAUUUUUAUUCCCAUGUACACACAGGAAACCAAUCCUUUGGACAGUUAAGUGAUUUGCCUGUGAUGACAUAGCUGAUUAGGGCUGAAAUUUGGACAUAAGUCUUCUGACUCCAGAUCCAAUGUUCUUUUCAAUAAUUUGCACUGUCUCUAAGAAAUAAUUUUCCUUAAAAAAUUAUUUUCAAACAAAUAUUUUCAUUUCUUUUUUCCCAUCACUUUCUCUUCUUUCUUUCCCAUUGAGAAAGCAAGAAAAAAAAUGCAAAACAAAAAAAACUGUUUCAAACACAUUGUAGAGUCAAACAAAGCAAUUUCCCAAAUUAGCCAUUUUAGAGAGAAACGAAAAUAUGCUUCAAUUUUUACUCUGAAUCCAACAGUCUUAUCUGGUAGUGGAUAAAAAUGUUUUAUUUUGA
Messenger RNA from Antechinus flavipes (yellow-footed antechinus), 4619 nucleotides. RefSeq names its product zinc finger protein 239-like. The record is from RefSeq and is a predicted model, not a curated record. The coding region runs from base 1895 to 2908 and encodes 337 amino acids. The transcript is spliced from 4 exons. Lineage: Eukaryota; Metazoa; Chordata; Mammalia; Dasyuromorphia; Dasyuridae.